GCAUGUCAAAACAUUCUGCUUUCUCUUUCUCUCUGUUUCUGUGUUUUGUGUCUGUUCAGUAGAAUCCAUUGAACACAGUUUCUGAGACAGAGGGCAAAAUGGGGCGGCAGCCAGCUGAUAAGGCAAAACCAAAACACAGGAAAGGGUUAUGGUCACCCGAAGAAGACAAUAAGCUCAGAAACUAUAUUCUCAAGCAUGGCUAUGGCUGCUGGAGCUCUGUUCCCAUCAAGGCAGGGUUGCAGAGGAAUGGGAAGAGUUGCAGAUUGAGGUGGAUCAACUAUCUAAGGCCAGGGUUGAAGAGAGGGAUGUUCAGCAAACAAGAGGAGGAGAAAAUCUUGACCCUUCACCACAUGCUAGGCAACAAGUGGUCUCAGAUAGCUCAACACUUACCAGGAAGGACAGAUAAUGAGAUAAAGAACCACUGGCAUUCAUAUUUGAAAAAGAAAGUGGCCAAGGCAGAGGAAAUACAAUCUCAAAAUAAUAAACAAAUGCAGUAUGCUAGCUCAAGCUCAGAUACCUUUGAUUCUACUUCAUCAUCAAGUCAAAAACCAGCGAUGCCAAUCUCUGAUCACUGCUCUUCUUUGCAAAACUAUAACUUCAUCAAAGAGGCUAAUCAGAGCUCCUUGCCAAAGCUUCUUUUUGCUGAGUGGCUUUCACUAGAUCAAGCCAACAGUGGGAUCCCUGCAAAUUCAGGUGAUGACCCUUUUGUGUUUGGAAUUGGAAGUUUUGAUCAGUACUCAGAUUUCCACGAAGCUGCAAUGCAUGGUGUAUCAGAAGGAGGAAGCUAUGGUGGACAGUUUGAUAAUGGUCUAACAACCCCAAAUGCUGCAGCAGCUUCUGAAGUCUUCAAUGCACAGUUCAAGAUGGCAAAUCAAAUGGCAGGAAAUGGGGUCAUCCAUUUUCCAAGUUUCAGCAUGAACAAUGAUGAAAUGUACAUGUAGAAGCAGAGUUUCCAAAGCGACGCAAAAGAGGAAGAAUAGUCUAUAAUUAUACUUCACAGGAAAAAAAAAAAAUCAACCUAUAUCAACACACACACACGCACGCACGCACACAUUCAUUACGAAGAGUUUGAGUUGGCCAUUUCAAAUGACUUCAAUAGGAUGCCAGAAAAGUGUAAUUUAACUGUUACUCAUUCGGAGUUGCUUACCUAUGGAAUCUUGUUUCAGAUUACAGAGUCGAAACUUUAUGGUUUUAUUUCAAUAACGUUUGCUGCAAAUCUUGUACAUUUCGGAGUUGAUUUAUAUGUUGUCCAUUAUAUUAUGGAAGGACGUGGGGA
Molecule: messenger RNA, 1276 nt
Organism: Neltuma alba
Lineage: Eukaryota; Viridiplantae; Streptophyta; Magnoliopsida; Fabales; Fabaceae
Product: transcription factor LAF1
Exons: 3
Coding region: 99-941 (280 amino acids)
Source: RefSeq, a predicted model, not a curated record